Molecule: messenger RNA, 1722 nt
Organism: Cynoglossus semilaevis (tongue sole)
Lineage: Eukaryota; Metazoa; Chordata; Actinopteri; Pleuronectiformes; Cynoglossidae
Gene: msraa
Product: methionine sulfoxide reductase Aa
Exons: 6
Coding region: 613-1200 (195 amino acids)
Biological process (GO): cellular response to oxidative stress
Cellular component (GO): cytoplasm
Molecular function (GO): peptide-methionine (S)-S-oxide reductase activity
Source: RefSeq, a predicted model, not a curated record
GUCGAAGGUUGGGUGAAAUUGUGAAUUAUUGCCUUUCUGUGAACGACUGACUGGGGUUUAUUAUGGUCUGACUUAAUCCAGUUUGUGAUUAACAUUUUUGGCUGGAGAGUGGAGGUGGGCUGGUCUCAGGGAAGGACGACGCAGGGUUGGAAAGGGUUAUAAAGGCAGGAGGGGGCAAUCAGGAAAACAAGACUAUCAGGACGGAAAACAAGGGUUCAGACGGUGCUGGAGCAUCGCCAAAGAUAUUCGGGAAACGUGCCACAGCCGGAGAGAGAGGGGGAGAGAAAGACGGAGAGGGAGAGAGAGAGAGGAAGAAAGAAAGAAGCAUAAAGGAUAGAGAAAGCCAUGCCUGGAGUGGUGGGACUUGGCAGGGUUAGCCCUCCUUUGUCUGCCUGGCUCGGGGCUGCAGCGCCAGAGGAAAUGAAGAAAAGUCCAGGCUUGGUUGUGGAGGUGGUGGCAGUGGUGGAAGACGGGGACAGGGUCUGUCUUGCUCUGAGACACAAUAACUUCCGAGGGACCGAGAACUCUUCUUCUUUGCUCCUGAGAGGGAUACGAUGAGGAAAAUCCUGAAACAGAAGAAGCCGUUUUCCUUUAGAAAGAAAUUCCGCGGAGAUGCUCUUGGAUUUUGAGAAACACAACGUGAACGGGAACCGCACCGUUCCACCUUUCCCACAGGGAACAGAGACGGCCAUCUUUGGUAUGGGAUGUUUCUGGGGGGUGGAGAGAAAGUUCUGGAAUCAAAAAGGAGUUUAUUCCACCCAUGUGGGCUACUCCGGGGGAUACACCCCAAACCCCACCUACAAGGAGGUGUGCACAGGUAAAACAGGUCACACGGAGGUGGUGAGAGUCGUCUUCCAUCCUGAGCAGAUCAGCUACGCACAACUUCUCAAAGUCUUCUGGGAAAACCACGACCCCACUCAAGGGAUGCGUCAGGGCAACGACAUCGGGACGACGUACCGCUCCGCCAUCUACACCCUGAGCCAGCAGCAGCUGGAGGAGGCGCUGGCCUCCAGAGAUGACUUCCAGAAGGUUCUGACGGGGGAGGGCUACGGUCCCAUCACCACGGAGAUCACGGAGGCCAAGCCUUUCUACUACGCAGAGGAUUACCACCAGCAGUACCUCCACAAGAACCCCGAUGGGUACUGUGGCCUGAAAGGCACGGGAGUCUCCUGUCCAAUGGGAUUGAAGAAGAGUGUGUAGUUCAGCACCAGCAGGCGAGGGACAGCUCCUCUGGUCAGUGGACUUCAGGGGUUGGACUGGGACACUGGUGCUGGAUCUGGUUCUGGGGUUUAUUUUUAAAGAUGCACAUUAUUUUUAUGUAACACUUCCCACUCUCUCUCUCUCUCUCUCUCUCUCUCUCUCAACAUUUUUAUAUUAGCUUUUGUUUUAAACCUGUGUUUGUGGUCAGGUGUGGAGUUUGAAGUGUUUUCCUGGGAAGUGUCUCCACCUUGUGGCGUAUAGCCAAACAGCAGCGUUGAUAAAAAUAGAGCUGUUAGCUGUUAACUGAUAGCAAAUAAAAUCAAAGUACUAAAAUAAUAGCCAGUCCUGAGGAGUUUAAAACUACCUGUGUCGAGUACUUGCAAGUAUUCACACCAACAGGGAGUGGGUUUUAUUUAUUUAAAGUUAUAUUCUGUGUGAUGUUGAUUUGAUUAAAUAUUUCAUCAGGUUUGUGAUGUUGGAACUCAGGGGAUUUAAUCAAAGGAUAUAAAAACAAUAAUGUGU